Oryza sativa Japonica Group (Japanese rice) is the source of this 3182-nucleotide messenger RNA. RefSeq lists its product as uncharacterized. NCBI's taxonomy places the organism in Eukaryota, Viridiplantae, Streptophyta, Magnoliopsida, Poales, Poaceae. Gene Ontology annotation, biological process: regulation of defense response to fungus. The record is from RefSeq and is a predicted model, not a curated record.
GGCUCGUGGGUAUAUAUAAGGCUCUUUCAGUUGGCUCCCUCGUCGUCUCCGUUACCACGCGCACACUGCCACUGCGAGUGCCGUUCCCCUCCUCCUCCUCCUCUCUCCCAUGGCGGAAUCCUCGAGCCGCCCCACGAAACCCUAAAUGGCGAGCCGGCGGCGCCGCCACGCCCCUGUGCCGUAGCCUCGCCGCAGCGAGCUGGUCGGAAGAUUUCUCUCAAUCCGUGUAGAACACAGCGUCACCUCUCGAUCCGCCAAGUGGUGGGGGAGUAGGAAGCGUGUCUUCUCCGGGAGGCGCGCGCCAUGGGGAGCGAUCUGAAGGAGAUGAAGUACAGGCGGAGGAUUGGGCUCGACGAGCGGGCGCAAUGCAGCGAGCAGAGGGCGCUCGACUGGCACGCGCUGAAGCAGGACCCAGUGGAGUUGCUCCGCAAGCUGGACGAGCUGAGGGAGCAGAUCACGAGGACCUGCCAGAUCGUCGAGCCGCCGCGGGAGCACCGUCGGGCGGGCCGACGAGCGCUCUCGCUGCUCCCUGAGAACCCUGAGCCGCCACCAAUGCCAGGGUAUCACCGCUCACGCUAUGGUGGUGGGCGGUAUGGGCACGGCUUGCCGCCGAGCCCCUACGAGCCGCUGCGCCCUGAGAUUGGGGAGAGGUACUCCAGACAGUCAAGUGGGCGGUAUCGGCAGUAUCAAGGGAGGCAAUGGGAUGGCUGUGGAGUUGGACAUGGGAAUUACAAUCCUUCUUAUACAUGUUCCUGUCCGCAUUGUCUACAUGGACAGAGAACUGCACCACAAGAAGAGCACAUUCCAAUGGCGAGAUACUUUGCUGGGCAGCAUGAGUGCUACCGGUUUGAAAGGUCGCCAUCUGUCUCAUCGGACUAUGACCGGAGGUCCGUAGCAUCAUCAUUGUACUCGCAUCGGUCGGUUUCAAAGAAGAGAGCAGAGUAUUUCCGGAAGAAGGCAGAGCAUCUUUGCCGUCCUGUUUAUGGCGCCGCCCCUUUUGUUGUGUGCAGUUCUUGUUAUCAGCUGUUGCAGGUUCCAAUGGAAAAGUGUAUGGGGAGGAAUCGGCUGCAGUGUGGGUCUUGCUCUCAGAUUGUCAGUUUGAAGCGUGAGGAGAAAGUUAUCCCCUUCUCACCAUCAGCAUCCUUUUGUGUGCCCAAAAUUGAGCAAGGUUCAAAUGAUCAAACUAGGCGAGAUUUUGAGCACCAGCUCAAUGAGUUUGCCAAUUCUGCCUUUUAUAAUUUGAAUGAGCAUAGCAGCAUGCAAAUCAACAUAGACUUUGGUGAUGAUCAUUCAGUUUCUUCUUCCAUUAGUCAUGACAGGACUGAGAAAGGAUGUGGAUCAAGCAGGAGCAUUCAGUUAAAAACAGAUGGGCUCUUGUUGUCUCCAAGCAGAUCUGGAGAUAUUGAGAGCCCGAAGGAUAUAUUAUGCGAAAGAGAUGCUGAAUGUCAGGUAGAACCUUCAGAUGCUCGAGUCAGCCCAUGUUCCCCAGUUUUAGAGGACAAACUUGUUGAUCCAUUGUGCAGCCAGGAAAAGGAUAAUAAUAGUGAGGACCUAGGCAUGGCUAAUAUAUCUGAUGUAAAUUGCAAAGGAGAACACAAAGUUAAUGAUGAUGAUGAUGGGAGUCUUAGUAUGGGAAGUGAACAGAAGAGAAAGGAAUGCGAUGAAGAUUCCCUUGUAGAUGAAAGCAUGUGCAAAACCCAUGAACAGAAGAGCAAGGACGAUCACUCUAGCCCUGAAGAUGUUAGCAAAACUCAUGAAUUUGAUAGUACAAAAGAUAAUAUUAGCAGUGCUGUAGAUGGAAAUGAAAAGCAUGAGUUUGAAAGCAAAAAAGAUGAUACCAAUAGUCUUGAAGGUGAAAGUUUGAACAAGGAACAUGAGCAAAAGAGCAAAGAAGACGAAAAUAGUGGCCUUGAAGGUGAGAAUGUUAAGAAGGGGUUUGACAAAAACAACAAAGAAAGUGAAAAUAGUGCCCUUGAAGAUGCCAAUGCCCCCCUUGAAGAUACUAGAAAUGCCUCUGAUGCGGCAAGCUUAAGCGAGAUAUCUGAAGAAAAGAAAACAGAGGAAGAAAAUGGAAGUUUGGACCAGCCUUUUGUUGAAGAUGGCAAUGCCUUUGCAGAGAGUGGGGGAUCAUCAUUUAAUGAGCGUACAAAUUCUGGUUUUUCCCGUGGUUCUUCUGAGACUGCAUUAGAAGAAGAUCAGCCCUCAACUGGAAAGAGUGGGGAUUCGUCAUUUUUUGCUGGUUUCCUGAAGAAGGGUUUCAAGGACCUUUCUUUAUUUAAUCAGUCCAUGGACAGCGUUAAGGUUUCAAUUAAUGGCCAUCCUAUCUCUGAAAGAGCUCUUAAGAAGGCAGAGAAAAAAGCUGGUCCUGUUGAGCCUGGCUCGUAUUGGUACGACUACCGUGCUGGGUUUUGGGGUGUCAUGGGGCGAGAAUGUAUCGGCAUUAUCCCUCCAUUCAUAAGAGAAUUCAAUUACCCGAUGGCCAGUAACUGUGCUAGUGGGGAUAGUGGUGUUUUCGUGAAUGGCAGAGAACUUCAUCAGAGAGAUCUAGAUUUGCUUGUAGGAAGAGGGCUUCCACGCAUCUCUGGCAAAUCAUAUUCUGUAGAGAUUUCUGGAAAUAUUACUGAUGAAGAAACUGGCAAGAAGCUACGCAGUCUUGGCAAACUUGCUCCCACGAUUGAGAAGCUGAAGCGUGGUUUUGGCAUGCAUGUCCCUGAAGAGUUUAGAUAGCUGGAUAGUGGGUCUAUUAUUACUCCUACCCCUCGUAGCUGCAAAUUGGAGGCAAGUUUGUGAUAUCUACUAAUAGUGAGAUUGAAGCUUUUUAAGUGUACCUCAAGCCUGGACUACGCAGCAAGUUGUGGUGUCCAAGAAGCUGGUAGAUCACAUGUUCCCAUGAUUUUACUAUUAAUAAUCUUCCUCCUACUAAUUCCAAACCUCCAUGCCUUUUACUGAAACGAUUCGAUCUACCAGGCAGCUCUAACUUCUCUGCUCUGCCUGUAUAUGUUUCUUAUCUGUGCUAUCACCAUGUUGGUAUGUUGCCUCACCAUGGGAAGCAUUAGGUAUAUGUGCAAUUGUCGGCUUGUAAUAUAUUGGUAGAGCUAUACAUUUUUCUAAUAUAUAUUUGUAAAUAUAUACUGGUGAAUCACCUCUUGCGGGUAUCACGGUCGCCGCCUCCCAGAUUUGUA